AUGCUCAAGUUUUUAACGCACAAACUGAGGACUCACUCGAUCAACGAGGAUCCUAAUCAUGAAAAGGUGGAUGAUGACCAUGACUCAGGAACCGAAUCUGAUGAUGAGUUCCAGGACGGCAUUGAUGAAUCAAUCGAGCCUUCGAGUCCUAUGGCAAGUCCCUCAAGCCCCGGACUAACAGACUCAGCAGUCCCAUCGGAUACAGACUUCUGCCCUAAUUUAUCGGCCUUCGCAUUUGGAACUUCCGCUUCUGGAGAACAACAAGCCGAAGGGAGAACUUCUUUGUCCGACAACAACUUGCACUUGAGUUACAACGACCACCACAGUUCCGAGGAGGAGCUAGAGGUUAUAAACAGUCCGAAAGUGGUCGCGUCUCAGGGCCUAAGGCCCGCUACUGCCCCAGAGAAAAGAAAGUGGUCCCAAAUUAGCAAUUCUAACAAUUUGCAGUCGCACUGCACGCAGUCGCAGGCGAUUCCUGGCUCUGGAAGGCCUGGGCCAACUCCGGGGCCUAGUAGUGACACUGAUGUAGCAGCCAGCUGUUCUGCUCCUGUUAGCAGGGCUGGAAAGGAACCUGGUUCGGGUUCCAGCGAUGAAGAGGUCCAAGGUCUUCUGGGAGCCAACGUAAUCUCUCAACCGGUCCAGUUCCGAAGUUCGCCACCAGUUGACGCUCACAAACCUGGACGGUCCCAGUCCCCACCGCCUAAACUUUUCCACGCUGCUAAAGCGCCACCUAGGCCCAGGUCCAGGCCCAGGCAUCAUCAUCUCUAUCACCACCAUCACCAUCAUCAUCAUUAUCAGCACCAGCAUCAGCAUCAUCAUUAUCAACAGCAGUACAGUGUAGAUAUGGACGUGGGUGAACUGAGUGCGUGUAGUCCCAGAAAGAGACAUAGACCGCCUCAUAGGCAACCAAGGCCUUGUUUAGAUUUUGAGAAAAUGCAGCAGGUA
This is a messenger RNA of Cotesia congregata, 945 nucleotides long. The record is from the annotation of a GenBank genome assembly. NCBI's taxonomy places the organism in Eukaryota, Metazoa, Arthropoda, Insecta, Hymenoptera, Braconidae.